Misgurnus anguillicaudatus (oriental weatherfish) is the source of this 1302-nucleotide messenger RNA. RefSeq lists its product as uncharacterized. Lineage: Eukaryota; Metazoa; Chordata; Actinopteri; Cypriniformes; Cobitidae. The record is from RefSeq and is a predicted model, not a curated record.
CUAAUCUCUGUCCGGGAAACCACCCCUAAAUGUUACAAGUGUUUUUGCUCAUGGACAGAUUAAGACCUAAUUAGACACAGCUAUAAAUAUCAGCUGAAUCCAAUUAGCACCAAAUAUUCCCCAUGGAUACAGGACCAGAAAGACCCGAAUUGACCAGGAGCUAUGAGGGCACAUCACUAUCUGACAUGGACAAAGGCUUUUGUACAGAUCAAAGUAUAUCAUCACUAUCUGUGAUUUCAACCGAUGUUUCCCUGAAACCAAGUAAAAGCAUUGUGUUGGAGUAUUCAGAGCCUAACCCUACGGUUUUACCACGUCUGAACUACGCAAUGAGUAUUUUGUCCCCUCUGUUUGCGGUCAGCAAAAACAUUCUAUCCCCAGGCAACACCUUAAAUACUAGGCCGAACAGUCCAGUGGAAGACAAGUCCUCCACACCCUAUGAAAGGGUGAAAUUUGAAAAAUCCAUUGUGGUAGACUCGCUGGACCUGUCGUGUGUUGACCUGACCACCACCCAUCCCUCAUGGGAAGUGUCCCUCGUAAACCCCAUGGUGGAGAGCCCGAAGUCAUGCUUGGAGUCUACAUGGAGUCCCAUUGACCCAUCAGCACCUCCUGAGAUCCCACUGAUGUGGUCAGGAACAUCACCAUGUCCAAAUGUUUCAGAAGACCUCCAGCACUCCUGGAAAGAAAUGGUCUUGCUGAGAUCUGGUCGAGUUCCUGCAAACUUAGAAUUUAGGGAUGACCAGCAGAGUUUUUUGGACUUGGCAAUUUGAUAUUUGGGGCAACAUGAUGCUUUCUAGAAUGGUAUUCACAACUAUGUUAAUGUAUAGUAUACGUGUAUUUGUGUUGAAAUGUUGGAAUAUUAUUCAAAUGAUUGAAAGCUUUUUCAUAAAUUAAAAUCUCUUAAAAUGCAAUUCAAAUGUAGAAAUGUGAAGUUUAAUUUAUAAAUGUGUGUGGCAACUAGGAUGAAUAGUCCUAGAGAGAACUGAUGGAAACUGCCGACAUGGCAAAGCAGAUAUUAAACCCUGGCCGAAGAGAUCCUCUGACACUCAAUCCUCCUGUUAAAAACAGGCUGCUGAAUACUUGUUGUACAAGAAUUUACAAGAUCAAUGUUCAAAAUUUGUAGACCUCAGAUUAGUGACCUCAAAAUGGUGUUUAAGAUCUACACAAUUUAACAAAACAAUUAUAUACAUUUCAAAACAUUUAUUUUCAGGUUCAAAAUGAUGACAUGCACCCCACUUAGUGUGUACAUAUACAGUUAUGUUCAAAAUAACAGCAGUGAACUAAUAAAAGUGAAAAGUGCAAAAA